UAAAAAAGUACCACUUAAAUGGGAAUACAAUUGCCUUAAGAUAUAGAGAAGGCUAUUAAGAAACCGAAGCCGGAAGCUAACAAUUUUGGAGAAGUCACCCAAAAUUUUCAAUCAAAUCACGCAUAUGAUUUAUUUCCCGUAACAAGAAACCAUCAUCAAUACUAGUAGUUAUGUUAAUUAACCUACAUACGAAAAACCAACAAUCAAAAUCAAAAUCAAAAUCAAAAUCCUCAUAUUCUAAAAACCCCAACUAAACUAAAUUACACACUUCACCGCUCGAACGAAUCGCCUGUCAACAAUCAGCAGUUAGUGUAAUCGAACCAUUGAAUCCAUCACCCCAAAAUCUCUGAAAAUCGAACCCAAUUUUGCUGGUUUUGGUUCGACAUGUUUUGGAGGGGGCGUGAAAGGGAGAUUAUUAAAGACAAAAAUGGGCUUCCUCCCUGUGGUCAGGUUCGAGUUCUUGUCGUUGGUGAUUCAGGUGUUGGGAAAACUUCUCUUGUUCAUCUAAUUGUGAAAGGUUCAUCAAUAGCUCGUCCUGCUCAAACAGUUGGGUGUACGGUGGAUGUAAAGCAUUUUACAUAUGGAUCAUCUAGUAGUAGCUCUUCAAGUAGCAUUAAAGGCGACAUGGAUAGAGAAUUCUUUGUCGAACUUUGGGACGUCUCUGGACACGACCGCUAUAACGAUUGUCGCUCCAUGUUCUAUUCUCAAAUAAAUGGGGUUAUUUUCGUACACGAUCUCUCUCAGAGAAGGACAAAAACAAGUUUGCAGAAAUGGGCUGCAGAGAUUGCCGCUACUGGGACAUUCUCAGCCCCGCUAGCAAAUGGCGGGCCUGGUGGGCUUCCUGUACCAUACAUUGUCAUUGGAAACAAAGCAGAUAUAGCGUCUAAAGAGGGUAGAAGAAAUAGCAGUGGAAAUCUUGUGGAUAUUGCCCGCCAGUGGGUUGAAAAGCAGGGUUUACUUCCACCAAGUGAGGAGCUUCCUUUGACCGACAGUUUUCCUGGUAGUGGUGGUCUUUUGGCGGCUGCAAAAGAAGCAAGAUAUGACAAGGAGUCCGUAAUGAAGUUUUUCCGCAUGUUGGUGAGGAGGAGAUAUUAUUCAGAUGAUUUGCCCACUGCAAACCCAUGGUCCACCAUCAUACAACAACCGUUGCAGAGGUCUGAUGACAACUUGAGCGAUGAAGAUCGUAUAUACUCCAGUACUACCAGUCAAAUCGGAAAUGUUCUACCGCCACUGCCAGCUCAGCGUAAUCUAACUCCGCCUCCAACGCUUUAUCCUCAGCAGCCUGUGUCGACCCCUGAAAACUAUAACUUCCCGAGGUUUCGGCCUCCAGAAUUAAGCAGUAUUAGGUCGAAACGCACUGAUAUAAAUGUCUGAUGCAUCUCUGCAUUUUGUUAUUCACUCUUAUAAGAAAAAAGAUGUAUGCAUCUUUGAUAGAAGUUCAUGUUUUGGUUUGGUGGUUUGUUGAAACAAUGCUAAUUUUCAGUAAAUAUGUUCCUUUUACUAGAA
Helianthus annuus (common sunflower) is the source of this 1506-nucleotide messenger RNA. RefSeq names its product small GTPase LIP1. The record is from RefSeq and is a predicted model, not a curated record. NCBI's taxonomy places the organism in Eukaryota, Viridiplantae, Streptophyta, Magnoliopsida, Asterales, Asteraceae. Gene Ontology annotation, cellular component: endomembrane system. Gene Ontology annotation, biological process: intracellular protein transport. The transcript is spliced from 7 exons. Gene Ontology annotation, molecular function: GTPase activity. The coding region runs from base 385 to 1374 and encodes 329 amino acids.